This is a messenger RNA of Oncorhynchus kisutch (coho salmon), 8669 nucleotides long. RefSeq names its product F-actin-uncapping protein LRRC16A. Gene Ontology annotation, cellular component: plasma membrane; lamellipodium. Gene Ontology annotation, molecular function: protein binding. The transcript is spliced from 38 exons. NCBI's taxonomy places the organism in Eukaryota, Metazoa, Chordata, Actinopteri, Salmoniformes, Salmonidae. The record is from RefSeq and is a predicted model, not a curated record. Gene Ontology annotation, biological process: regulation of Arp2/3 complex-mediated actin nucleation; cell migration. Bases 339 to 4571 code for a protein of 1410 amino acids.
CAUUCUCGCGAGGUGAGCCCUGAUGGUGUCAUCUACUAGUCGUUAAUCAGCGGAUUCUCUGAGGAAAUCUGUUAUUUUUUAAAUGUAUGAUUUUCCUAUCCUGAGUUUUAGAAACGGACAGGAAACGGAGGGAUAUGCGCCCAGGCAAAUGUGGAUACAUCUUACCGAAAACGCGAGGGGAGGGAAACAUGUAACCGGGCGUUCGGAGCGGCACCUGACACUUCGCGAGCAGGACUCUCUGUCUGUUGUAUCCACCCGUUAUUUUAUUAUUUGAAUUAUUGACACACAGUAUUUUUGUGUUUUCCGUUGGAUAUUAUCGUCGAGCCAAGACUUCAAAAAUGAGCGAGGAAGUAUCAGAGGUCCCCAAAGAACUGCUGGAGAGUGUGAAGGAUGCAGUAGGGAGGAAGAUGAAGCUCUCGGUGAAGAAGAGAGUCAAACUAGAGAUCAAAGGAGACAAGGUGGAGAACAGAGUCUUGGCUCUCUCAUCUCACCGGGCCUUCCUUCUGACUGCACGCAUCCCUAGCAAGGUUGAACACAACUUUAAUUAUCUGGAGAUACAAGGGAUCACCUGUAACAAGCCCACACAGUUGACGGUGGACUAUGAGAGAGGUGUUGUGUCUCUGAAGCUGACCUCUACAGAAGAGGUGAAUGAGGUGGUGGCUCACAUUGGGAUCUGUCUACAGAGGAUAUGUCCUGGUCUAUCACCACUGAAGCUGAUGAAGAAGCUGAGUAUGGAGCCUCCGGAGAGGAUCACCAGCCUACAGACUCUAUGGGACAACCACAAAGUAGCAGAACCAGGACCGUGUGGUGGUUUCUCUCAGAUGUACAGAUGUGUGUGUGACUGGCUGGGUCUGCCCUACAGAGAGGAAGUUCAAUGGGACGUAGACACCAUCUAUCUGACUCAAGACACACGGGAUCUCAGCCUUCAGGACUUCAGUCAUCUGGAGAAUAGGGAUCUAGUGGCUAUAAUAGCAGUGUUGGAGUACAACCAAUGGUUCACAAAGCUCUCCACAAAGGAUUGUAAACUGUCAGCAGACGUGUCUGACCAGAUCCUUCGGGUGGUGGCCCGGUCCAGUCGACUAGAGGAACUGGUUCUGGACAACGCAGGACUCACUAGGGAUUUUGCACAGAAGCUGGCGAAUGCCCUCUCCCAUAACCCUAACUCAGGACUCCACACUGUCAACCUUGCCAAUAACCCACUGGAGGAUCGAGGAAUCACCUCCCUGGGAGCACAGUUCGCCAAACUCCCUAAGGGACUCAAGCAUUUAAACUUUUCCAAAACCUCAUUGUCACCCAAAGGGGUGAACAGCCUUGCCCAGUCACUGAGUGCCAACCAGUCCAUCCCCAGCACCCUCAGUCACCUGGACCUCUCAGGGAACAUACUGCGGGCAGACGACAUCCCGCAUUUCUACCAUUUCCUGGGCCAACCCAACAGCCUGACGACUCUGGACUUGUCCAACACAGACUGUUCUCUGGACCUGGUGUGUUCUGCUCUCCUGAGGGGCUCCGUCCAGAACCUCUCUGUCCUCAACAUGUCCAAGAGUGUAUUUGCACAUAGGAAAGGCAAAGAUGUGCCUCCAUCCUUCAAGCACUUCUUCAGCAGCGCCGUGGCCCUCAGCUGCAUCAACCUUUCAGGAACCAAACUCCCUCCAGAGGCCUUGAAAGCUCUUCUGCUUGGUCUGGCCAGUAACCCCAACAUCAAGGAAGUGUCGUUAGACCUCAGCUGCUGUGAGCUCAGGUCUGGGGGGUCACAGAUCCUGGAGGGAUGCAUCGCUGAGCUCCCCAACAUCUCCAGUCUGGAUAUCUCUGACAACGGUCUGGACUCUGACCUGUCCACUCUGCUGGUGUGGCUGGCCAAGAACCGAUCCAUCCGACACCUCUCUCUGGGGAAGAACUUCAACAACAUCAAGUCCAAGAAUCUGGCCCCUGUCCUGGACAAUCUGGUCCAUAUGAUUCAGGAAGAGGAGUCGCCCCUGACGUCUCUGUCCCUGGCUGACUCUAAGCUGAAGACGGACCUCACCAUUGUGCUGAAUGCUCUGGGCAGCAACACCAGUCUGACCAGGGUGGAUAUCAGUGGGAACGCCAUGGGGGACAUGGGGGCUAAGAUGCUGGCCAAGGCCCUGCAGAUCAACAGCAAACUAAGGACGGUGAUCUGGGAUAAGAACAACAUCAGUCCUCAAGGUCUUCAGGAUGUAGCAGCUGCUCUGGAGAAAAACUUCACCAUCCGGUUCAUGCCUAUCCCCAUCAUCGAUGCGUCUCAGGCUCUCAAAGCCAGCCCAGAGAAGACUGAGGAUGCCCUGCUCAAGAUUGAGAACUACCUGUUCCGGAACCAUGAGACUCGUCAAUACCUCCAGGAGCAGGCCUACCGCCUCCAACAGGGCAUCGUUACCACCACCACUCAGCAGAUGAUUGACAGGAUCUGUGUGAAAGUCCAGGACCAUCUCAACUCCCUGAGGAACUCAGAGACAGACGUGGUCUUAGACGACGUCAAGACGGCCGAAAACCUGAUGAAGGAUGCCAGGAACUCCAAAACGCUGCUUCCUAACCUGUACCACCUGGGAGCAGCGUCCAGAGAAGAGGUCAACGGUCAGUCAGUAGGACCCAUCCAGGAGAAACUGGAGUCCAUGGCUGGAGAGGUGGCCAGGGUCAUGGAUGAACAGCUACAGGGUCUGUUGGAGUCCAUGGUGGAUGCUGCGGAGGGUCUCUGUCCCCAUGUGAUGAGGAAGACUAACCUUCGUCAGGACCUGAUCAAAGCCAGCACAGCUAAGAUGGUGGUUCCCCGUAGCUUCGUCAAGAACACCCUGCUGGAACAGUCUGGAGUCGACAUCAUCAACAAGAUCAGUGAGGUAAAGCUGAGCCUGGCUUCCUUCCUCUCAGACCGUAUCGUAGAUGAGAUCCUAGAAGCCCUGUCUGGCUCUCAGCAUACACUGGCUGACCACCUGGUGAGGAAGGAGCGUCCUCUGGUCCAGCGGGAGUCUGUGGACCUGGACGUACCCGAGGAGAGGGCUCCUAAACGGGCCACCACGGAGCUGAAUGAGGCAGAAAGGCUGGAGGACCUGGAGACAUGCAUGAUGACUCCCAAGUCCAAGAGGAAAAGCAUCCACAGUAGAAUGCUCCGUCCAGUUUCUCGUGCCUUCGAGAUGGAGUUUGACCUUGACAAGGCCCUGGAAGAUGUUCCUAUCCACACAGAGGACCCUCCUGCACCUUCCCCUGCUCCUACCCUCUCGAGGUUAGAGAAGAGACCGUCAGGGACCAUGGGAGAACUGCCCUCAGACGAGGCCAAGAAGCUGCAGCACUUCACCAAACUACGGCCUCGCAGGAACAAGAAGAUGCAGUCCAGUAAGAUACCGCAAAUCAGCAGCACCACGUCUCAGGACGGAGAGCAGAACGGCCUGCAUGGAAGGGUUGAUGAGGGGGUGGACGAGUUCUUCUCCAAGAAAGUCACCAAGAUGGACUCGAAACGUUCCCUAAAGAGUUCAGACUCCCAGGACGGGGAGAAGAAGAGGAGUAAAGGAGGUUUCCUCAACCUCAUCAAGUCUCGCACCUCCAAGUCUUCAGACAAAGACAAGUCUUCAGACAAAGACAAGUCAGAGAAGAACCAGUCUACCCCAGCUCCAGCCCUAACCCCAGCUCCAGCCCUAACCUCAGCUCCAGUAACCACUGUCUCCGAGGGGCCUUCCUCCCCUAAGGCCUCCCUGAAGAGCCAAGCUCCAGAACCACCAACCAAGAUCAAGGAGGCCAAGACCCAGCCCACUCAUCCCAGCCAGCUCACCCAACCCCUGGAGUGCAGCAGCAGCUCAGACCGGUCUGAGGAGCUACGGACCCCAGACUCUAUGGAUGAGGUGUCAGAGGGGGACAGUAAGGGUAGUCCCCAGGGGGGGAGGCGCUACGGGGUGCAGGUGAUGGGGACUGGACUCCUGGCGGAGAUGAAGGCCAAGCAGGAGAGACGGACCUUCGGAUCACAUAAGGACCAGUAUGACCAGUCGUCCAGUCCAGACAGCAGUGGCAGUGUGAAGGGCCAGCCUAUCCCAACAGAGAGCAGGUCUCCAGGUGGCUCCAAGGCAGAGGGGGUGGUGGUGGCCGGCUCCCCAGAGAAGAGCCCUCGUGGUGGGGAGGCCAAACCAGAGACGGCCCCUAGGAACCGCAUUACCUCAGUCCUAAGUUCCAGUCCUAAGCCUCCUCUUCAGGGCCCCAAGCCAGCCCUCGCUGCCCGACCCUCCAUCCUUCAGAAGCCGCGCACCAGCAGUAGCAGGAGCAUAGAUGAGGUCUGUGACUCUCCUGGAGGGAAUGUGUCUCCCAAGGGGGCAAUGCUGCCUUACAGCCUGAAGAGGGUCCCCUUGGACAAGGACAAGGAGGGGCAGGGCAGUCCUCUACUGGGGGGCACGGGGAGUAAUAAAAAACCCUCUGCUCAGGCAGUGAAUGUUCCAACUGAAGACGGUAGCGUGUUUGAUUCUGAUCAGGAAGCUGACAAGCCAAUCUCAGAGCCCGACACGCCUGCCAAUCACCUACCAGCACCGAACAGGAAGUGGGCGAGCACAAGAGCAGGAAGUCCCUCCCCUGUACUGCAGUGAAACCAGGCUCAGUGUCGGACCCUGCCAAUCGCCAGAGCCCCCACCGCCACAACUCUGAGGACAACGGCUCCAAACCCAAGGACCAAUCCCCCAACCCUGACAGAGACAAGGGACCGGGGAGAAAGUCUCCCCGAUCUGGAGAAGAGGCCGACAAAGACUUUAUUUUUCUAUGAGAAACUAAACUCUCAAUGAAUGACAGGUGCAUUGUACCUGCCUGUCAUCUCAGUAUAUCUGAUGUCAGGAAUCAGACAGCGACGACCGUAUCUCUAAAGACGGGCAGAGUAACCCACGUGAAGUGUUUCACUGUGAUAGGACUGUUGGACACUUUCACUAAAUCUCAGUCAUACCAAGAUAAAUACGGCUAAAGCACUGUUAUGAUGAUGCACUGUUGUGUGUUAAGUCACUGUGGAUCAUAAACAACACAUUUUCUGAAGGGGGAAGGAGAGGGACAUCCCUUUACAUGACUCAGAUAUCUCAUGGUUUGGCCAUGUGUGUACUAUGUCAUCAUGGUUUGGCCAUGUGUGUACUAUGUCAUCAUGGUUUGGCCAUGUGUGUACUAUGUCAUCAUGGUUUGGCCAUGUGUGUACUCUGUCAUCAUGGUUUGGCCAUGUGUGUACUCUGUCAUCAUGGUUUGGCCAUGUAUGUACUAUGUCAUCAUGGUUUGGCCAUGUGUGUACUAUGUCAUCAUGGUUUGGACAUGUGUGUACUAUGUCAUCAUGGUUUUGCCAUGUGUGUACUCUGUCAUCAUGGUUUGGCCAUGUGUGUACUCUGUCAUCAUGGUUUGGCCAUGUGUGUACUAUGUCAUCAUGGUUUGGCCAUGUGUGUACUAUGUCAUCAUGGUUUGGCCAUGUGUGUACUAUGUCAUCAUGGUUUGGCCAUGUGUGUACUCUGUCAUCAUAGCUUUGUGUGCCGGUCAUCCCCUGUGCUUGUAUUGGGAAGUGAAGUGGUGUACUGUCAUGCCAGUAAAAGCUAGCCUGGAAUCCACACUGAAUAUCUGUUUCACUAUUCAGAUUGGUAUCCAUGCCAGUAAAAGCUAGCCUGGAAUCCACACUGAAUAUCUGUUUCACUAUUCAGAUUGGUAUCCAUGCCAGAAAAAGCUCGCCUGGAAUCCACACUGAAUAUCUGUUUCACUAUUCAGAUUGGUAUCCAUGCCAGUAAAAACUAGCCUGGAAUCCACACUGAAUAUCUGUUUCACUAUUCAGAUUGGUAUCCAUGGCAGUUAAAGCUAGCCUGGAAUCCACACUGAAUAUCUGUUUCACUAUUCAGAUUGGUAUCCAUGCUAAGUGAAAUCCGGACAUGGAUGGGUCUCCAGCUCGGGGCUUUUCUGCAGGCAGUAUCAAUUGGCUCCUAAUUCAGGACCUGACUGCUUCGUGUGGACAGACGGACGUUUUCAAACCUGUCCAGCAAUUCAGGAAGUAAACUGAAAUACCAUUUGAACUGAAAUACCACUGAAAUACCAUUUGAACUGAAAUACCACUGAAUUACCAUUUGAACUGAAAUACCACUGAAUUACCAUUUCCAUUUCUCUUCACUGCUUUUCAAUCAGAAUUGUUUAAAAUUGGAAUUUGGCUUAGUUUCUGGAUUGGCUGGAAUUGAAAUGGAAUUGACCCGAACCCUGCUGUCUAGUCAGUCAGGGCCCGACAACUAGGGGUCAUGUCCUGACCUCGGCACCUUUCGGUCUUUCAAUUGGUCUUCGUUUGCUGCCUCGCUGCCAGUAGUUCAUUUUCUUCACGACCUGUAAAUCAUAUGGCUUUGGACUGAAGGGUUGGCUUACUCAGUCAGAACGUAGUGACGUCACGGUAUCAUAUGGCUUUGGACUGAAGGGUUGGCUUACUCGGUCAGAACGUAGUGACGUCACGGUAUCAUAUGGCUUUGGACUGAAGGGUUGGCUUACUCGGUCAGAACGUAGUGACGUCACGGUAUCAUAUGGCUUUGGACUGAAGGGUUGGCUUACUCGGUCAGAACGUAGUGACGUCACGGUAUCAUAUGGCUUUGGACUGAAGGGUUGGCUUACUCGGUCAGAACGUAGUGACGUCACGGUAUCAUAUGGCUUUGGACUGAAGGGUUGGCUUACUCGGUCAGAACGUAGUGACGUCACGGUAUCAUAUGGCUUUGGACUGAAGGGUUGGCUUACUCGGUCAGAACGUAGUGACGUCACGGUAUCAUAUGGCUUUGGACUGAAGGGUUGGCUUACUCGGUCAGAACGUAGUGACGUCACGGUAUCAUAUGGCUUUGGACUGAAGGGUUGGCUUACUCGGUCAGAACGUAGUGACGUCACGGUAACACGUGUUCCCGAUGUCUGGGACUGGGUUGAAUGCUGUGAAUGCAUCACAUUCCAUGAACCUGUCCACCUGGGGCCUAGUUCAGUAGGCAGAUAACGGAACAAAACUGACUGAAACAGGGAGGUCAAAUUACCUGAACUUGUCCAAUAAGAAACACUUGUUUUAGUUUAUUAUGCUCUCUACUGAACAGGACCCUGAGGGGUGAACUACGAAGCAGGUAGCAAGGUCACUUUGGUGAACUAUGAGUUCAACUCGGGAUAACCGGUCAUGCGAAAGCGUCUCACCUUUUUAGCAAAGGUCGAUUUCUAUGGCAACGAAUCCUCCAGAACUAACCCUCUCCGGGGCAGGCUAACUCCACUUACCUUGAAUUAAAUGAUCAAUCAAUUCAGAUUCCCUCCCUCUCGCAAAGACUGUGUCAUCAUCCCCUUCAUUUGAGGAAGACGACCGAUUUUUUUUGUGUGUGUUAAAAAAUAGUCAUGUUAAAAUAUCUAACAUUUCACAUUUAGUAAUGACGGAAUGCAUUCUAAACUUCACCCCCAGUAGCAUUUCUGUAUGACUUCAUAAUACUAUUUUAUUGAUAGGAGGGGGGGUGGGGGGGGGGGGUGCCUGUGGUUGUUGUGCAUUGAUAAGCACACCAAAGACGGCACUAAUGAUGAGUAAUAAAAUAAAGACUAAUUCAUGAUAAAUAAUCAAAAAUAAAAUAAAAACGCGUUAAUGAUGAGUGAUAAAAUAAACACGGCACUUCUAAAAGCCAAUUUCACACCACAACCUGCUGAAUUUCCAAAAUAACUUCUAUUUUCUCUUGAUUUCUGCACAAAUGAAAAUGUUGCACUGAGUCGCCCACGGAUUGAUGUUUCUGCAUUGUCGCGAUGAAGAGUUCGCCGUUCGACUAGCCACGUGCGACAUGCACGCGCAGGCAGUUUUACAAGCGGCAGGCGUACAAGCAAUAUCCACCGGCGUUAGGUACACAUGACGCCUGAACUGGGAUGUGAAGCUAGCUGAAGCUGGUUAGCUUUAGAAAGACCCUGAGUAGAUCUAGCAUGCUCCGUAGGAUAACCCCUCUGGUUAACUGUCUCGGUUGGUUUGGAUUUCUCUGUCUUGUAUUUUACUCUUUGUUUGGGGAUAAAGAGCAGCUGGCUGUCUUCUGUUUGGUUCUAUUAAACAAUAAAACCAUGUAACGACGUGUUAAAAAUAAUCAUUCAGAGUUAAAUAAGUAAGAGAGGGAGUCUAUCUCUCAGGCAGGGUGAUUACUGCUGAAUUUGUGUGUCUGAUAUGCAUAUGUGGUGUACUGUAUGUUUAAUUACAUGCAUGUAAUAUAAUACUGUAUGUUUAAUUACAUACAUGUAAUAUAUCCACACGCUUAUGUGUACACAAAUCCUAUAUUACUAUGGUACUACUAAGCACACUACUAAAAUAGGUUUAUAUAAUUAUGUAAUUUAUUGAAAUAAAAACAAUGUUUGGUGAUGUUUUUGUCCCUUUUCUUGUCCUUAUUGUAAAUGUACGUUGUGUUAAUCCUGAGGAAAUCAAUGUGUCCAUUUUCACUGUUUUCUUCUGAUUCUUUAAAUGAUUCAUUAGUUGUAUAAUUUUAUUUUUAUGACAAGAAACAUUGAUAUAUUUGCCUGAUCAUAUCGGAAAGCAUUUCAAAAAGGAAUCUUAAUUCAACAAAGAAAAUGACUCCAUGUUGUUACUCAGUGUGUUUCAUUUUGUUCCGGACGAUACUCCAUUAACAUGUUUCACUAAAUCCCACUACUGGCUGUGGACAUGUCCUUCCUUAUGUGAAUAUUUAUACCAAAUAAAAUAAUUGUACAGAUUGAAA